Messenger RNA from Condylura cristata (star-nosed mole), 1131 nucleotides. It is a transcript of the gene ZNF428, whose product is annotated as zinc finger protein 428. Bases 403 to 978 code for a protein of 191 amino acids. The transcript has 3 exons. The record is from RefSeq and is a predicted model, not a curated record. NCBI's taxonomy places the organism in Eukaryota, Metazoa, Chordata, Mammalia, Eulipotyphla, Talpidae.
CGCACGCGCAAGCCCUCAGUUUCUAGUUCCGUCAGGCUGUGGGCUGUACCAAGUAAACCCGGACGGCAAGGGGCAAAGCCCGGAGCCCCUAGCGCGGGCUUCGUCUAAGGCCUGACUCGGAGAGCCCCUCUUCUCACUGCGACAGGAAUGGUCCAUAACGCCGCGCAAGCGCCCUAGGCUCUUUACGCCCCUCGCACUCCCUCCUACCCCUUUUGCAGCGCAGGCGCAGAGCCCAGGCGUGCAGCCGCCGCCGCCGAGCCGGAGCGGGGGCUACCAGCACCGCAUCCCUUUCUACCUGCUGACAUUUUGCGUUAGAAACUUGUGACCGUGGUGGACAGCUGGCAGGGGAGGGACACUGCCCAGCUGUUGCUCUGCUCCUGUCUCCUGUCCCCUCCCCCGGCCAUGACAGAGACCCGUGAGCCAGCUGAGACUGGGGGCUACGCCAGCUUGGAAGAAGAUGAUGAGGAUCUUUCUCCAGGCCCCGAGCACUCCUCUGACUCCGAAUACACUCUCUCAGAGCCAGACUCCGAAGAGGAAGAAGAUGAGGAGGAGGAGGAAGAGGAGACCACAGAUGAUCCCGAAUAUGACCCUGGCUACAAGGUGAAGCAGCGCCUGGGGGGGGGCCGGGGAGGCCCUUCCCGUCGGGCCCCCCGUGCAGCCCAGGCCCCGGGCCCCCCAGCCCAGCCCUGCCAGCUCUGUGGCCGCUCACCCCUUGGGGAGGCCCCUCCAGGCACCCCACCUUGCCGGCUCUGCUGCCCUGCUACAGCCCCCCAGGAAGCACCAGCCCCUGAAGGCAGGGCUCUUGGGGAGGAAGAGGAGGAGCCGCCUCGGGCUGGGGAGGGUCGACCAGCUGGGAGGGAGGAAGAGGAGGAGGAGGAGGAGGAAGGCACCUACCAGUGUACUGAGUGUGAGGAUUCCUUCGACAACCUUGGGGAGCUGCAUGGCCACUUCAUGCUGCAUGCCCGGGGGGAGGUAUAGGAAGAGCCCCUGAGCCAGGGAGCUUGGCUGAAGGAGUGGGGUGGGAGCAAGGGGCUGAGGAAAUUGGGGUGUUUCACGGUGGUCUUGGGGGUUGGGAUACCUGUGUCGUCUUAGAGUAGAUGUGUGAAGGCCAGAAUAAAAGCCAAAUUCUGU